UAGACAUUUCCGGGUAAAGAAGCGCAUCGGGCUGCGGCUUCCCCGUGCUGACCAUGCCGUCUCCCUCCCAGCCGAGGCGGAGGAUCGGCGUGGCCAUUGGCGACCAGAUCCUGGACCUCAGUGUCAUUAAGCACCUGUUCACGGGGCCCGUCCUCUCCAAACACCAGGAUGUCUUCGAUCAGCCGACUCUCAACAGCUUCAUGGGCCUCGGCCAGGCCGCCUGGAAGGAGGCGAGGGAGGCCUUGCGGAGCCUGCUGUCCGCCAGCUGCGCCAGGCUCCGGGACGACGCAGACCUUCGGAGAUGGGCGUUCAGCCCCCAGGCUUCCGCUACAAUGCACCUGCCAGCCGCCAUAGGUGACUACACAGACUUCUACUCCUCCCGCCAGCACGCCACCAACGUGGGCAUCAUGUUCCGGGGCAGCGAGAGCGCGCUCAUGCCAAACUGGCUGCACUUGCCAGUGGGCUACCACGGCCGCGCCUCGUCCGUCGUGGUGUCCGGCACGCCGAUCCGAAGGCCCACGGGGCAGAUGAGACCCGACGACGCGAAGCCCCCUGUCUUUGGCGCCUGCAAGCUCCUGGACAUGGAGUUGGAGAUGGCUUUCUUCGUAGGCCCCGGGAACAACCUGGGAGAGCCCAUCCCCAUUUCCAGGGCCCACGAGCACAUCUUCGGAAUGGUCCUUAUGAACGACUGGAGCGCUCGAGACAUCCAGAAGUGGGAGUACGUCCCCCUGGGGCCGUUCCUGGGGAAGAGUUUUGGCACGACCAUCUCGCCGUGGGUGGUGCCCAUGGACGCCCUCCUGCCCUUCGCCGUGCCCAACCCGGAGCAGGACCCCAAGCCCCUGCCGUACCUCCGCCACGACCGGCCCUACACGUUCGACAUCAGCCUCUCUGUCACCCUGAAAGGAGAAGGGAUGAUUCGGGCGGCUACCAUAUGCAGGUCCAACUUUAAGUACAUGUACUGGACGAUGCUGCAGCAGCUGACCCACCACUCUGUCAACGGCUGCAACCUUCGGCCGGGGGACCUCUUGGCUUCUGGAACCAUCAGCGGGCCGGAGCCGGAAAGCUUUGGCUCCCUGCUGGAGCUGUCCUGGAAGGGGACGAAGGCCAUCGAGCUGGGGGACGGGCAGACCAGGAAGUUCCUGCUGGACGGGGAUGAGGUCGUCAUCACAGGGCACUGCCAGGGGGAUGGCUACCGCGUCGGCUUCGGCCAGUGUGCUGGGAAAGUGCUGCCCGCCCUCCUGCCCGCGUGAGGCUCUCGGCGUCCUGGGCCCGCGCAGCUCAGUGCCAUCGAGCUGGGGGAUCAGCGCCCUCCGCGGCCGUGGCCCGGCCCUCCUUCGGCGGUAAAUAAAGCCAUUGUGUUUGGUGGCCGUACCCAGA
Hyaena hyaena (striped hyena) is the source of this 1377-nucleotide messenger RNA. It is a transcript of the gene FAH, whose product is annotated as fumarylacetoacetate hydrolase. Lineage: Eukaryota; Metazoa; Chordata; Mammalia; Carnivora; Hyaenidae. The transcript has 13 exons. The record is from RefSeq and is a predicted model, not a curated record. Gene Ontology annotation, biological process: homogentisate catabolic process; L-tyrosine catabolic process; L-phenylalanine catabolic process. The coding region runs from base 54 to 1250 and encodes 398 amino acids. Gene Ontology annotation, molecular function: fumarylacetoacetase activity.